ACCAAAAAGCCCUAACUCUGACACAGCAUUACAUACCAGACCUCGAAAGCUCUCUCAUCAGACUUAGCCCUCCUCUACCAUCCCAAACCUACGGCGGCGAUGGGUUGCUUCACCGUCCUCAUCCCCAUCGUCUGCCCAUGAAAUUCAAAAUUCCUCCCAUACCCCUCAACUCCUCCCGAAAUUCCUGCUUCCCCACUUUCAAAUCUCUCAUGGCCUCUUCUAUCACUCAAACCCAAACCCUAACCAUCCAACCCGACCCGGAAGACGACCUCCUCUGCUCCGACCAACAACAACAGUUACUUAUUUCUUCGUCUGACACGUCGCCGUUUAGCUUGGGCUCACUGACACGGUGCUUGACCGGAGAGUCCCACAUCGACCGGGCAUGGGCUCACUGGUUGAAACUGGGUCGACCCAAAUUGAUAGUUGCCCCGAUGGUCGACAAUUCGGAGCUUCCCUUUCGAAUGCUUUGCCGAAAGUACGGUGCCGAGGCAGCUUAUACGCCCAUGUUGCACUCUCGCAUUUUUACCGAGACUGAAAAGUACCGUGACCAGGAAUUUACCACUUGCAAGGAGGAUCGGCCAUUGUUUGUCCAAUUUUGUGCGAAUGACCCGGACAUCUUAUUAGAGGCUGCAAGGAGAGUGGAACCUUUUUGUGACUAUGUUGACAUCAAUUUGGGGUGUCCUCAGCGUAUUGCCAAGAGGGGAAAUUAUGGAGCUUUCCUUAUGGAUAAUCUUCCACUUGUAAAAUCUCUAGUACAAAAAUUGGCUCUCAACCUUCAAGUUCCUGUGUCAUGCAAAAUCCGUUUAUUCCCAGAUUUGCAAGUUACAAUCAACUAUGCUAAGAUGCUAGAGGAAGCAGGUUGCUCUCUUUUAGCUGUCCAUGGCCGAACAAGAGAUGAGAAAGAUGGGAAAAAAAUUCGGGCUGACUGGAAUGCUAUCAGAGCUGUGAAAGAUGCACUCAGAAUCCCAGUCCUUGCAAAUGGGAACAUUCGCCACAUCAAUGAUGUUCAGAAUUGUUUGGAAGAGACUGGUGCUGAAGGGGUGCUUUCUGCUGAGUCUCUUCUUGAGAAUCCAGCUCUUUUUGCUGGCUAUCGAACUGGUGAAUGGGUAUUGGGCAGCGAAGGAAGCGAUAAAGUAGGAAAACUGGACCAGACAGAUCUACUGGUGGAAUAUUUGAAGCUUUGUGAAAGAUACCCUGUGCCAUGGAGAAUGAUUCGUGCUCAUGUGCAUAGGAUGUUAGGAGACUGGUUCAGGUUGCAUCCGCAUGUGAGAGAGGAUUUCAAUGCCCAAUCCAAACUGACCUUUGAAUUUCUUUAUAACAUGGUUGACCGGCUUAGGGAGCUUGGCACAAAAAUGCCACUUUAUACAAAGGAUUCUCACGAAGAUAGAGUUCUGGCGAAUGGAUUAGCAACCGGAAAUGUAUGAUGCGAGUUACGAGGUUGAAGGUCCCCAAAUUUUGGACUCAUUGCAAAAUGGUAACCAUCAAUCUGGUUCAUUGUUAAUUUUAUGAUUUUUGUCAUUAUUUUUUCACAUAAAAAGUUUACAAUUGUUGAUGUCUUGAUUAUUGCUGCAAUGCUGAUGCUGAGGAAUUCCGAAAGUAUACUAGCAUAGAAAAUGCUUCCUAAUUCUAGGUCUUCUUCUUUUUAGGGUAGAGUUAUUGUAUCGUGACUGAGGUCAUCCAUGUUGUAUCAAAUUCCCUUCAUUGGGAAAAUAAAUUUUUUUGCAGAUUUAAUGAUUUUGAAGCAUUCAUCUUUUCCAAGUGCAAAAAAGACUUGUACUUAAUUUAGGUUCAGUAUUUGUAUGAUGAACUUUUUAAUUGUAAUUGUUAAGUUUCUUGGUUCAUUUGUAAUUUU
Messenger RNA from Quercus robur (English oak), 1852 nucleotides. RefSeq lists its product as uncharacterized. The record is from RefSeq and is a predicted model, not a curated record. Gene Ontology annotation, biological process: tRNA processing. Bases 138 to 1424 code for a protein of 428 amino acids. Lineage: Eukaryota; Viridiplantae; Streptophyta; Magnoliopsida; Fagales; Fagaceae. Gene Ontology annotation, molecular function: flavin adenine dinucleotide binding; tRNA dihydrouridine synthase activity. The transcript is spliced from 4 exons.